GAGUUCACCCCCGCCACGCCCCCGUCGGCCCCGUCGCGAUGCCGCCCGCCGGACCGCGAGAGACGGACCGCGGGGGAAGAGACGCGGUCGGACGCCUCCUGCCGGGGAAGGGACGGCGGAUCCGGGACGCGGCGUGCGCAGAGAGCGCGCCCGUCCUGCAGAACCCGUUGACGCCCGACUCGCAGCGGAUGACCUUCGGGCGGGACGGGCGCGGGGAAAAUGAUCGCCUCCCCCCCCCCCCCUCCCUCCUCUGGGUGAGGCCGAGAGUGAGAUAGCGCCGAGUGAAACGCAGUUAUGAACAUCCGCAAGUGUGUAAUGUUGCGUGAUGUUGGCGCUAGAGCCUAGGUGCCUCAGCGGCGGCAGGCUUGGUGUUGGAGAAGGGGAGGAGUACAGCCAGCACGAUGGAGGCCCUCACCACCAUCACCAGUCCUCCCACCCAGGGCAGGAGACCCUCUCCGCCAACCUCCAUACAGCUGCCCUCAGCAGUGUCUGGGGCAGUGCCUUCUGAAGAAUUUGCUACAGUGCACGGAAGCUCUGGCUUGUCAGCCACGAGAAGACAUCCUCCCCCUCAUGCACCCAGAAAACAUAGAGCUACACACCAGCGUAACUUGUCACUGGAUUUCAGGUCUAUGGGUAUUGUGCUGCCACCCCUUCCACCAUCUACCUACAGUGGCUCCCACCAGCGGAAUCGCAGUUUAGACUCAGUGUUGCAACGCAUCCCAGAGGUCGAAGGAGGAGAGACCCCACAACACCCUCCCCCCUCCAAUCCACCACUCAAGCCUAGUCUCUCCUUCACCUUCUCUGAUGCCCCGAGCUUCAAGCUGCGGACAGACCCGUGCCGCACCCGAGCUCUGGUGGCCUCCGCAGUGUGCCAGCCUGUGGUGGUGAAGAGAGGGAAGGACCCCUAUGAUCAGACUAGCCUGGGGUCAGAUGAUUCUGGCAUCUGCAGCUCUGAGGGAGAAACCAGAGAGCCCAGCACUGAGAGAGCGCACAGUGCUGACUGUCUAGAUGCCACAUUUUUUAACUCAGACUGUGAAGUGAAAAGUAUAUACUCUGAAACGCUAGAUGGUGAGAUGAACAUGGAUGACCCAGAGGGUGAUACAGUGAGUGAUGGGGGAGACUUGGGGGACCAGACACUUGUAGAGGACACGGGGGACAUUUCUCCAAGUGACAUUACUGUGAUCGAGAACAUGGAUUCUCCGCAAGAAACCGACCAAGGAGACGAGCCACUGGAAUCUCCGGUGGAGAGCCUCGUCGAGGAAACACAAGCUACUAGUGAAUUGCAUACUUGUUCUGCUGAUAAUAAUGAUUCCAACAAAGAAAAUGAAUCCAAAAAAGAGUGCAGAAGUGAUAUGAACAGAAAAGGGAGAGAACCAAGUGAUGAAGGAUUAAGCUGUAGCAGUAGUGGUGCCAGUGCAUUAGUAAAGACGAAAUUGGAUGAAAAGCAAUCAUUACUUUUAAGAUUAUUUGAGAGUAAACUCUUUGACAUGUCCAUGGCAGUGUCUUAUCUGUACAAAUGCAAGGAACCCGGGGUGCAGCAGUACAUAGGAAACCGUCUUUUUAGUAUGCCAGCGAGCGAGUCCUACUUCUUCCUGCCCCAGUUGGUAAAUAUGUACGUGCAGACCUACGAAAUUGCUGAGGUGCUCCAUCCGUUCCUGGUGCAUCUGUGCCGCCAUGAUACCACUUUUGCCCUCCAGUGUGCCUGGCUCUUGGAGGCCUUCUCGACUGACACUGCCCACCAGAGGAAGAAGUCUCACGGCACCAAGUUUAAAAAUCUCAUUCUCUCUGAUGAGCUGAGGCCAAAGCAAGAGGGGUUCGUUGAGCUGGGCAUUGAGCCGAAGGGCAGCCAGCACCGGCCAACCCUCUGCACCAGGAUCAAGGAGCACCCAAGCCCAGGCUCGAACCCGGGGUCUCCUGUGACCGAGUUGCCGCCUCCCUUCACCACCCGAACCUCGCUCCCAACCCCCUCAAGGAAGUCGCACCAGCGGUCGCGCUCCGAUGCCACGGUGGCUCUCCAGACUCAUGCCAGUGCCACUCGGGGACACAAGCGGACUCCGUCUUCAGGGAGCAUAAAAAAUUGCCUUGGAGACCUUACCUCUGGACGAGCCUUUGAUAACGGCUGCACCUGCUUUGACUCGGAAGAAGCUCGCUGCAAUUCUUUGCGAGGAAAAACCAUCGAGUGCAGUUGUGGGGCACCAAGACUGUCUCCUGAGCUUGAAUUUGUUCGGGCCAUGAUCAGCAUUGGGAAGCGCUUAGGAGCACAGCCCACCAAAGAAGCCAAGACGUCUCGGUUGCUGGCCGAGUUAUCUGUACUGAACUUAAACUUGCCAGCACGUGUGUACCUGCCACUCUGUGCCAGAGAAAUGCCACACCACAUUGUGCGCAUCCCACCACAAGCGGCUGUUGUCCUAAACUCCAAAGACAAGGCACCUUACAUCAUCUAUGUUGAGGUUCUGGAAGUCGACAAUCUAGACACCGCAUCAGUGCAAGCCAAGCUCACCCAUAGUCUACGUCACACGCGGUCUGAGGAGAACCUGGUAGAUUCCCCCGCAUCCACAUCCUCAUCGCAGUUGGAUCUCACAACGACCCCAACAACAACAGCUACCGUCACCACCAGUGGCCUAGGUUCUACUUCAUCCAUACCAUCUUCGUUAAGCUCUCCGCACCUGAACUCAGGCUAUGUUGAUGAAUCAGACUGUUGGAGUCAUGAGGAUGACGAAAUCAGCCAGCAGUACUGCAGACUCAAGAAGCCCAGGGACCGCGAUACCAUCUCAAUGAUGUCCCUUGACUCAUGCGACUCUAGGGAGCUGACUGCGAGGGGAGCGGCAGACAUCCGCAGAAGACUCUCAGAGACGGUCAAUGCCCCCAAGACGGGGUUCAAGAGGGACCCAGAGGACCCUUCUGCAGCUGCCUUGAAGGAACCUUGGGAGGAUAAGGUUGAACGUAUCCGUGAGAGCUCGCCGUAUGGCCAUCUAGCUUCGUGGCGGCUUUUGGCUGUCAUUGUAAAGUGUGGAGAUGACUUGCGACAAGAGCUGUUGGCUUACCAGCUACUUUGCAUGUUCCAGAAGAUUUGGGCCGAUGAAAAACUUUCCCUUUGGCUCAGACCCUACAAGAUUCUGGUGUUGUCCGAUGACUCAGGUAUGAUCGAACCCAUUGUAAACACCUGCUCCCUGCAUCAAAUUAAGAAGAACAGCAAGAUGUCUAUGCUUGAGUACUUCAUUCAAGAGUUUGGAGAUAAGAAUUCAGAGGAAUUUUUGACUGCACAGAGAAAAUUUGUUGAGUCCUGUGCUGCCUAUUGCCUCAUCUGUUAUAUUAUCCAGGUCAAGGAUAGACAUAAUGGGAAUAUCCUCCUCGACAACGAAGGCCACAUCAUCCACAUCGACUUUGGCUUCAUGCUGUCCUCAUCGCCACGCAACCUGGGCUUCGAGUCGUCACCCUUCAAGCUGACGCAGGAGCUGGUGGAGGUGAUGGGCGGCGAGAACUCAGACAUGUUCGCCUAUUUCAAGAUCCUGCUGCUGAAGGGCCUCCUGGCAGCUAGGAAACACAGCGAGAAGAUCAUCUCUCUUGUGGAGAUCAUGAGCUCAGGCUCCAAGUUAGCAUGCUUCCGUGCCGGGGCGUCAGUUCUGCCGGCCCUAAAGAACCGCUUCCACGUCAACAUGACUGAGGAGCAGAUCCAGGCCCACCUCGACUCCCUCGUCUACAACGCCAUCAACUCCAUCACCACGCGGCUCUACGAUGGAUUUCAGUACUUCACCAAUGGCAUACUCUAGCUUAGGGCUCGGGCUCUGUCCUUGCGCUUAGUAGAUAACCUUCGAACCUUCGUCUUGAAAAAGUGCGUGACGUGAACUCUGGGAACAAACCAGCGCAAGAAAGACGAGGAGAGAUGAACUCGCUCGUGGGUUAUGAUGGCCGAUCAGAGUGAAAUGUCCUUUUUUUAAACUUUUUUUUUGUCUUUCCUAUCUCUCUUAUGAUAAAACUGUGUGGUGCUGGAAGCAGAACUCUGCUCAGAAUAUAUAUAUAUAUUUAUCACAGCAAAUAUAUAUAUAUACUUUAUCGUAAGGCCAAGAAACAUAAUACUUUGGCGAAAUGGAGAUUACUUAGUGUAGUGAAGUGUAAACCGAAUGUGAAUGUGCAAGAAACAAACACGAUUUACCAAAGACAGGAUCAAGAACUGAAUACCAUUUUAACAGCAAAAGUGUUUCGUGUUCCACAGUUGGAAGUUUCACAAGUUUAUAUCUCAAUGACUUUCAAAAAAUUAAGAAAAUUCAGUUGUGUUCAAACACUGAUUCCAUUUACAUGUAUAUUUUCCUGCCUCCCUCAUCCGGACAUGGAAGCUGUGUCACUCUGUUAGCAAGUUUGUUUUAUGUCAUACUCUCAUUUAUGAUUUUUGAUUACUUGCAGCUCAAAUUUACAAUUCAUGGCUUGCA
This is a messenger RNA of Penaeus monodon (black tiger shrimp), 4427 nucleotides long. It is a transcript of the gene fwd, whose product is annotated as phosphatidylinositol 4-kinase beta-like. The record is from RefSeq and is a predicted model, not a curated record. Gene Ontology annotation, molecular function: 1-phosphatidylinositol 4-kinase activity. Gene Ontology annotation, biological process: phosphatidylinositol phosphate biosynthetic process; phosphatidylinositol-mediated signaling. Gene Ontology annotation, cellular component: membrane; cytoplasm. NCBI's taxonomy places the organism in Eukaryota, Metazoa, Arthropoda, Malacostraca, Decapoda, Penaeidae.